Molecule: messenger RNA, 1189 nt
Organism: Linum trigynum
Lineage: Eukaryota; Viridiplantae; Streptophyta; Magnoliopsida; Malpighiales; Linaceae
Source: the annotation of a GenBank genome assembly
AACUAGAUGUUUGACCGUUAUCUUGAAUGGUCAAACGUGUUGAUUAAUGGUCAACGCACCAAUUCACUGCCAAGUCAGCAACUUUCACUUAUUUUUUUUUUUAUAUUUUCCACCUAUUACCAUUUUUCUUUUUUAUUUUGAACCAAACAAAUAAAAAUAAAACCAAAAAACAAAUUUCAUAUUCGGGUCCCAAGCUAAACCCUACCUUACAGCAUGUUUUAUCUCCCUCCCCACUCCCCAGCAGCGGCCAGAUCUGUCCCAUCAACAAACUUUUCUUUUUCUCCGACGCCAAUCCCCUGCCAUCGUGGGCACCAGUACUCUCUCCCGUCCACAACCAAUCCUCCUUCCACCUCUCCUCCGCUCCUCUCCUUUCCUCCACCGAAUCUCAUUUUUCUCCGGCCGCGAUUACUGGCCUCCGCUAGACGCCACCGGCUGCAAAAACCAGAAAUCAUCUUUGACGAGAAGGUGGUGUAAUCGGAGCAUUUAUGUCGGAGUUGGUAAGGUUCAAUCAGAGCACGCUCCCUACGAUAGUGCAAGAGACCCUGACGAAGCGACAAGGAGUGGCGGCGGCACAGCUGGCGUUGACCAGCCAGCCAGGAGUGCUCCCACCAGGAGGGAGAUGGGGAGGUAGGGGAAGAGGAAGAAGAGAAGGAACUGGAUCGCUGGCGGGAGCGGGAGUAGGGGAAGGUGAAGCAGCAGCGGGAGUGGGAGAGGAGAGUGUUCUCCUCCGGGACGGAGCAGGAGCGAUAGAAUCGGAUCUCCGUGCCAUUCGUGCAUCGGAUUCUGGUGUUUGCCCGGCGCCCAUGGGAUGUGAGAAUUGGAAAUCGGGGAAUCCCUAAUUGGAUUGUUAUUUUCCCAAAUAUGGAGAAAGAAAGAUAAGAGAGUAAGAGUUGUUUGGUUGGGAGAGAAAGGUUGUGGGAUAAAAUGUGAAGUAGUUUUCCCUUUUUUUUUGUUGAAAAUGAAAAAGAAAAAUGGUAAUAGGUGGAAAAUAUAAAAAAUUAAGUGAAAGUUGUUGAUUUGAUAAUGACGAGGCGCGUUGACCGUCAAAGAUAAUGGUCAAACAUCGGGUUUGGCCAAUUUUGUUACUUUGAUGUAUAGUUUGGGCCAGGAUGUUAUAGAUCAAAAAGAUUAGUCAGGAUGUUUAUUAUGUGUAAAGUUCAAGCCAUACAAAUAUAUUAACCCUUUUUUC